UUGUGUGUGAAAUUGUGAACCCACACUUGACCCACCGGCCACCAAACGCACACGUGAAAUUAAUGUGAGCAGGCCGGCAUAGCAUCGUCACCAGUCAAUAAAAUCAAACAAGAGAGAGAGAGAGAGAGAGAGAGAGAUAAAAUCAUCAUCAUCAUCAUCAUCAUCUUGUUGCAUUGGGAUUCUCAAUACGUUUCUAAAAUCCUCCUCGUAUAUUCGCCCUGCUAGGUUUUGAUUUGAACAAGGACAUGGAAGGAGUUGAUUACUUGAGUGAUGAAAGGCAGAAGGCGCAGUUCGAUGUGGAAGCCAUGAAAGUUGCUUGGGCUGGUUCUCUUCAAGCCUUGCAACUCUCUAAUCGUAUGGCCAAUCUCGUUGCCAAUGAUCCGGCCUUUGAAAAGUUUACAAGGCCCAUGAUGGGUAGAAAAGAGUUGCUCAAGAAUACUCUUAGAAAAGCUGCUCAUGGAUGGAAGCUGAUUGUUGAUCUUCGUCUGACCGAAGAAGAGGCUAAAUGGUUGCGACUUUAUAUUGAUGAACCUGCUUAUACUGAUCUUCAUUGGGGGAUGUUCAUCCCAGCUAUUGAAGGACAAGGCACUGAAGAACAGAAAAAGAAAUGGUUGCCAUUGGCUCAGAAAAUGCAAAUCAUUGGCUGUUAUGCACAGACCGAACUUGGUCAUGGCUCCAAUGUGCAAGGUCUAGAAACAACCGCAACAUUUGAUCCCCAAACAGAUGAGUUUGUCAUUCACAGCCCUACUCUAACAUCAAGCAAAUGGUGGCCUGGUGGAUUAGGUAAAGUGUCAACACAUGCCGUUGUUUAUGCUCGCCUCAUAGUAGGUGGUGAAUUCCAUGGAGUUCAUGGUUUUAUUGUCCAACUAAGGAGCUUGGAUGAUCACUCACCUCUUGCUGGCAUUACUGUUGGUGAUAUUGGGUUGAAGUUUGGAAAUGGGGCGUAUAACACCAUGGACAACGGUGUUUUAAGGUUUGAUCAUGUGCGUAUCCCAAGGAACCAAAUGUUGAUGAGGGUGACCCAGGUUACAAAGGAAGGAAAAAUUAUGCAAUCCAAUGUUCCUCGACAACUUAUCUAUGGAACUAUGGUGUAUGUUAGGCAAACAAUUGUGGCUGAUGCUUCCAAAGCAUUAUCUCGUGCAGUUUGUAUUGCUACAAGAUAUAGUGCUGUUCGUAGACAAUUUGGUUCACGUGAUGGUGGGCCUGAGACCCAGGUGAUUGAUUAUAAAACUCAGCAAAGUAGACUCUUCCCUUUGCUGGCAUCUGCUUAUGCCUUCAGAUUUGUGGGUGAGUGGUUAAAAUGGCUGUACAUGGAUGUUAAGGAAAGAUUAGCAGCUAAUGACUUUUCAACAUUGCCUGAGGCCCAUGCAUGCACUGCAGGGUUGAAGUCCAUAACAACUACAGCAACAGCUGAUGGAAUUGAAGAAUGUAGAAAACUAUGUGGUGGUCAUGGCUACCUUGUUAGUAGUGGGCUUCCGGAGCUAUUUGCGGUUUACAUUCCUGCUUGUACGUAUGAAGGGGACAAUGUUGUUCUACUACUACAGGUUGCGAGGUUUCUUGUGAAAACAGUCUCGGAGCUUGGUUACAAAAAGCCAGUUGGGACAACAGCUUAUAUGGGGAGAGUGGCAUCUCUGAUGCAGAAUAAUUGUGCUGUACAAACUGCUGAGGGUUGGCUAAACCCUGGUGCAAUAGUGGAAGCAUUUGAGGCUAGGGCUGCUAGAAUGGCUGUUCGGUGUGGUCGACAGUUGGCCGAGUUUGAAAAUCCGGAAGAAGGUUUUGCCGAACUAUCAGCUGAUUUGGUUGAGGCAGCAGUUGCUCACUGCCAAUUAAUCGUUGUAUCCAAGUUUAUUGAGAAAUUGCAACAAGACAUCCCUGGAAAGGGAGUGAAACAAACGCUAGAGAUGUUGUGUUACGUCUACGCAUUGUUUCUUCUUCACAAGCAUCAAGGUGAUUUCUUGGCAACAGGGUAUCUUACUCCCAAACAGGCCUCACUUGCUAAUGAUCAACUCAGAACAUUGUAUUCUAAGGUCCGCCCAAAUGCAAUCGCUCUAGUUGAUUCAUUCAACUACACUGACCACUACCUGGGUUCCAUUCUUGGGCGUUAUGAUGGAAACGUGUAUCCAAAACUCUACGAGGCUGCUUGGAAAGAUCCUCUUAAUGAUUCAGAUGUAGUUGACGGCUUCCAUGAAUACGUCCAACCAAUUCUCAAGCAGAAGCUCCGCACUGCUAAGCUAUAAAACGCCCAGCCAAUCCUCUUGCUCAUUCAGAUGUAGCUGAUGGCUUUCACUGUUUUAGUAAGUGUUCAACAACUGUGGUUUCGGUUUGCGGUAUUGUUUUAACGCUGGAAGAGCACCAUAGAGCUUUUAAGCUAUACUUUUAUGUUGGUCUAGUUUGCAAAAUGUGUGACAAUCGUCGCCCUUUCGUUGUUGAUUAUGUGUUGAAAGUGUGCGUAUUACUAUUACUAUUAUUAACUAAAAAAGUUUAAUUUCUCUAUUAUAAUAAGACUUAUUUAAGGUAAGAUUUUAGUUUGGAUUA
Molecule: messenger RNA, 2535 nt
Organism: Helianthus annuus (common sunflower)
Lineage: Eukaryota; Viridiplantae; Streptophyta; Magnoliopsida; Asterales; Asteraceae
Product: peroxisomal acyl-coenzyme A oxidase 1
Exons: 15
Coding region: 246-2237 (663 amino acids)
Biological process (GO): long-chain fatty acid metabolic process; lipid homeostasis; fatty acid beta-oxidation using acyl-CoA oxidase
Cellular component (GO): peroxisome
Molecular function (GO): fatty acid binding; FAD binding; acyl-CoA oxidase activity
Source: RefSeq, a predicted model, not a curated record